ACUGAGAACAAAGCACAGUCACACUUCGUUUGUAUCGACUUUUCAAUAACACCGUUCUCACAUUCCGGAGCUCCCGAAGCACUAACAAACACAUCAAUUCCAAUUUAAAAACUCAACGAACAACAUUUCCUCUUCUCUUCAUAUAUACUCUCUGGCUCCUUCCAUUUUCUCUUCUGCUCGCAUUUUCAGAACGACAAUGGCUUCUCUUACCGGAUCCAAUUGUGUCGCUCUUCGAACUGCAAAUUCCGCCGUCGCCGCUAACCGUAAAAUCGGUCAGAUCCGGCAAUGGUCUCCGAUUUCGAAUAAUCUUCGUCCACUUUCCGGUCUUCGCUGCAGAUCGAAUACUUCGUUUAGCUCCAACGGUGUGAGAGCACAAGUUGCUACCCUGGAGGAAGCGGGAACCGGAGCAGCUCAGAAAGUGGAAUCGCCGGUUGUAAUUGUAACCGGAGCCUCCAGAGGUAUUGGCCGUGCAAUUGCAUUGUCGUUAGGUAAAGCAGGUUGCAAGGUUUUGGUCAACUACGCAAGAUCAUCCAAGGAAGCCGAAGAGGUUUCCAAGGAGAUUGAGGCACUGGGUGGGGAGGCUUUAACAUACGGCGGAGAUGUUUCUAAUGAAGCUGAUGUGAACUCUAUGAUUAAAACUGCAGUGGAUGCUUGGGGAACUGUUGAUGUUUUGAUAAACAAUGCAGGAAUAACUAGAGAUGGUUUGUUGAUGAGAAUGAAGAAAUCUCAGUGGCAGGAGGUUAUCGAUCUAAAUCUCACUGGUGUUUUUCUUUGCACACAGGCAGCUGCUAAGGUUAUGAUGAAGAACAAGAAGGGAAGGAUAGUCAAUAUUGCAUCAGUUGUUGGUUUGGUUGGCAAUGUUGGACAAGCCAACUAUGCUGCUGCAAAAGCAGGAGUAAUUGGCCUGACAAAAACUGUUGCUAAGGAAUAUUCUAGCAGAGGCAUCACUGUUAAUGCCGUUGCUCCAGGAUUUAUUGCAUCUGACAUGACUGCUAAGUUAGGAAAAGACAUUGAGAAAAAGAUUUUGGAGACAAUUCCAUUAGGACGAUAUGGUCAACCAGAAGAAGUUGCUGGACUGGUGGAAUUCUUGGCCCUUAAUCAAGCUUCCAGUUACAUCACUGGCCAGGUUUUCACCAUUGAUGGAGGCAUGGUGAUGUAAAACAGUGAUGUUUUUCCAUGUUAAUCUGAGCUUCUGCUCCUAAAUCACAGUUCAUCCAAAUGAUUUUCCUCUGAUUCUAUACGGUGAUAGUUCGUUCUUUGUUGAGUGUUUGCUUGAGCUCUCUACCUUGUGAUUUAUAGUAGAUUUUUAGUUGAGCUUAUAUUCAUGAAAUCAAAGGUGUUUUAACAAGGUCACGUUAGCAGAAAAGGAAUAUUAUUACAUAUUUUAAGCAAUUCGGUUGCUUUGAGGAUUUGCUUUUCCUUCCUAGAUGUUCUCUGCUGGUAACUGGAUUAAUUUUGCACUUUUCAUUGUUAUCUGAUUAUACGCUAUAAUUAAACGUUAAAAGGUAAAUUUUUGAGCCAA
This is a messenger RNA of Cicer arietinum (chickpea), 1522 nucleotides long. Its product is annotated as 3-oxoacyl-[acyl-carrier-protein] reductase 4. Lineage: Eukaryota; Viridiplantae; Streptophyta; Magnoliopsida; Fabales; Fabaceae. Gene Ontology annotation, molecular function: NAD binding; 3-oxoacyl-[acyl-carrier-protein] reductase (NADPH) activity. Gene Ontology annotation, biological process: fatty acid biosynthetic process. The record is from RefSeq and is a predicted model, not a curated record.